Molecule: messenger RNA, 447 nt
Organism: Panicum hallii
Lineage: Eukaryota; Viridiplantae; Streptophyta; Magnoliopsida; Poales; Poaceae
Product: skin secretory protein xP2-like
Exons: 1
Coding region: 1-447 (148 amino acids)
Source: RefSeq, a predicted model, not a curated record
AUGGACCCGGAGCCGGAUGCCUCCACCCCGCCACGACCCGAAGCUGCCCCCCAGGAGGAGGCCACCAAAGCCACUGCAGCUAUGGAGGCAGCGACUGCAGCUUCAGACGACGAGGCCGGGCCCUCACCAGCCGAGCCAGCGGCUGAGGGGGCCGCUGCCACGGUGGAGGCUGCAACGCCGGAGGCAGCAGAGGUGGCGGCACCAGAGGCAGCGGAAGAGGCGGAGGGGGCGGCACCAGGGGUCGCCGAAGUUGCCAGCAGCGCCUCCCCACCGGCAGAGGAGGUGGAUCCGGAGGUGGUGCUGGGAAGGCGCCUCCUACCUAGCACGUCAGAGAUCCCUCUUCCCCGACUCAUAGCCAAAUGCCACCAAGCUCAGAAGGAGCUAGAGGCCGGCAUGCGCCAGGAGUGGGAGAAGCUGGAGGCAUUACGCCACCGACUCUCCGACUGA